Dovyalis caffra is the source of this 2826-nucleotide messenger RNA. The record is from the annotation of a GenBank genome assembly. NCBI's taxonomy places the organism in Eukaryota, Viridiplantae, Streptophyta, Magnoliopsida, Malpighiales, Salicaceae.
AUGGCGUCUGGCAAUUCAGGAAAUCCACCAUCCUCACCGGAUUCUCCAACCACAUCUGCGGGAUUCAACACUGAUCAGCUUCCUCACAACAGCAGCCAGAACUUCACCGACGACGACGAUGAAGCCGCCGUCGAUCCCCAAAUCCUCCCCGAAGAAGCUGAAGAACCCGAGGAAGAAGAGGAAGGAGAGGAUCUAUUCAAUGACAAUUUUAUGGAUGAUUAUCGGAGAAUGGACGAACAUGAUCAGUACGAGUCCGUGGGGCUGGAUGAAUCAUUUGAGGAUGAUAGGGAUCCUGACCAGGUGAUUCAGGAUAGAAGGGAGGCCGAGCUGGAGCUUGAGGCUCGUGAUGUUCGCUUUACGAAUCGGAAGCUCCCUCAGCUUCUACAUGACAAUGAUACUGAUGAUGAUAGCUACAGGCCUUCAAAAAGGUCUAGAGCUGAUUUCAGGCCUCCAAGAAGCCAUGAUGAUGUUGAUACUGAUGAUGGUUUGCAGAGCUCACCAGGUAGAUCACAGAGGGGACAUUCGAGGGAGGAUGUGCCUAUGACUGAUCAAACAGAAGAUUAUCAAGAUGAGGAUGAAGAUGGUGAUGAAGGUGAGUUUGAGAUGUAUCGUGUCCAAGGAACUCUGAGAGAAUGGGUUACCAGAGAUGAAGUUCGUCGUUUCAUUGCCAAGAAGUUUAAGGAAUUCUUGCUUACAUAUGUGAAUCCAAAGAAUGAAGAUGGAGAUUUUGAAUAUGUUCGACUGAUAAAUGAAAUGGUGUCAGCUAAUAAGUGUAGCUUGGAGAUUGAUUACAAACAAUUUAUCUAUGUCCAUCCCAAUAUUGCCAUCUGGCUUGCUGAUGCCCCGCAAUCUGUCCUAGAGGUCAUGGAGGAAGUGGCCAUGAAAGUUGUCUUUGAUUUACAUCCUAACUACAAAAAUAUCCAUCAGAAGAUCUAUGUCCGCAUCACCAACUUACCAGUCUAUGAUCAGAUCAGAAACAUUAGGCAGAUUCAUUUGAACACCAUGAUCCGUGUUGGAGGAGUUGUGACUAGGCGAUCUGGUGUCUUCCCUCAGUUGCAACAGGUAAAAUAUGAUUGCAACAAGUGUGGAGCAAUUUUGGGGCCAUUCUUUCAGAAUUCGUAUUCAGAAGUCAAGGUUGGUUCUUGCCCUGAAUGCCAAUCAAAAGGACCAUUCACUGUUAACAUUGAGCAGACAAUUUACAGGAAUUACCAGAAGCUUACACUCCAAGAAAGCCCUGGAAUUGUGCCUGCAGGUCGGCUUCCAAGAUACAAGGAAGUGAUACUGUUGAAUGAUUUGAUUGACUGUGCCCGCCCUGGGGAAGAAAUUGAGGUCACUGGCAUAUAUACAAAUAAUUUUGACUUAUCUUUGAACACAAAGAACGGAUUUCCUGUCUUUGCCACUGUGAUCGAAGCAAACUAUGUCACAAAGAAGCAGGAUCUCUUUUCUGCGUACAAGCUCACGCAAGAGGACAAAGAAGAAAUUGAAAAGUUGUCGAAAGACCCAAGGAUUGGAGAAAGAAUUAUCAAGUCUGUUGCCCUAUCCAUCUAUGGACACGAGGACAUAAAAACUGCAUUAACUCUUGCUAUGUUUGGAGGCCAAGAGAAAAAUGUUGAAGGGAAACACCGGCUGCGAGGAGACAUCAAUGUACUUCUCCUAGGUGAUCCUGGGACAGCAAAAUCUCAAUUUCUGAAGUAUGUUGAAAAGACUGGGCAAAGGGCUGUGUAUACUACUGGUAAAGGGGCUUCUGCUGUUGGUCUAACGGCUGCGGUGCACAAGGACCCAGUGACAAGAGAGUGGACCCUUGAAGGAGGAGCCCUUGUUCUAGCUGAUAAAGGGAUCUGCCUGAUUGAUGAAUUUGACAAAAUGAAUGACCAGGACCGGGUGAGCAUCCAUGAAGCAAUGGAGCAGCAGAGUAUCAGCAUAUCAAAGGCUGGCAUUGUUACUUCUCUACAGGCUCGGUGCUCUGUUAUUGCUGCUGCAAAUCCUGUUGGAGGAAGAUACGACUCGUCGAAAACAUUUUCACAGAAUGUUGAGUUGACAGAUCCCAUCGUUUCUCGUUUUGACAUCCUUUGUGUUGUUAAGGAUGUGGUUGAUCCCUUAGCAGAUGAGAUGCUUGCAAAGUUUGUAGUUGAUAGUCAUUUCAAAUCACAGGCCAAGGGUGCUAAUAUAGAUGAUAGGUCCUAUAGUGAGUCUCAGGAAGAUGUUCAAGCCUCUGCCGGGCCACUUGAUCCCGAGGUUCUUCCUCAAGAUUUGCUGAAGAAAUACAUCACCUAUGCCAAAUUAAACAUAUUCCCUCGGUUGCAUGAUUCUGACAUGGAAAAACUCACACAAGUUUAUGCUGAGCUGAGGAGAGAAUCUUCGAAUGGACAAGGAGUACCUAUAGCAGUGAGGCACAUAGAAUCAAUGAUACGGAUGUCUGAAGCACAUGCCAGAAUGCACCUCAGACAGCAUGUUACUGAAGAAGAUGUGGACAUGGCAAUACGUGUUCUACUAAAUUCAUUCAUUUCAACACAAAAAUACGGGGUGCAGAGGGCUCUGCAAAAGAGUUUCAGAAAGUACAUCACUUACAAGAUGGAUUACAAUAGAAUGCUUUUCAAUCUUCUACAAGAGCUUGUGAAGAGAGCACUGCGCUUUGAAGAAAUCAUUUCUGGUUCCACGUCAGGGCUUACCCAUAUAGAGGUGAAAGUAGAUGACCUGCUGAACAUGGCUGAAGAACGUGGGAUCAGUGAUCUUAGACCCUUCUUUUCGAGUACUGAUUUUUCUUCUGCCAAUUUCGAGUUGGAUGAAGAACGAGGAGUGAUCAGACAUCGCCUUCCAAGACACUAA